Messenger RNA from Penicillium soppii, 1341 nucleotides. RefSeq lists its product as uncharacterized. The record is from RefSeq and is a predicted model, not a curated record. The transcript is spliced from 3 exons. Bases 1 to 1341 code for a protein of 446 amino acids. Gene Ontology annotation, cellular component: TORC2 complex. Gene Ontology annotation, biological process: TORC2 signaling. NCBI's taxonomy places the organism in Eukaryota, Fungi, Ascomycota, Eurotiomycetes, Eurotiales, Aspergillaceae.
AUGGACGAGGCAAUCAAAGGCUCCAAGUUCAUGAAACGUCUCAUUGGGUUUUACCGGCCUUUCAAGUAUCGCUUCGCUUUGGUUCCGAACACAAAGGCAAAUCAACGAUAUGUUCGAACCGGCUGUGUUCUCAUGCGCACUCUCGUUACGACCCCCGAGGGCACCAAGUAUUUGGCCGAGAACAAAUUCCUUCGCCAGGUUGCAGAAUGUUUGGCCCAGCUGGACCGCAUGAGUGGGCUAACGUCUGCGUCCCCGCUUUUCUCCAAAGACCAGAUAGCCAAUACUCUAAGUGGAGGCUACUUUGCGAUGCUAGGAUUAUUAAGUGGCGAUGUCAACGGGCUGCUUAUGAUGGAACGAUGGCACAUGCUCAACAUGUUUUACCACAUCAUUGGGCUGCGAGAUCGGAAUGAUCUCAUUCAGACUUUGUUAGGAAACAUGGAUUACAGCCGCGAAAGUCAUCUCUGGGUUAUGCUUUCAAAGGCCCUGACAAUUGGUUCCAAGGAAAUCCGGAUCUUUGCAACGAGACUCCUACGCAAAAUUUCCCGUUGGGGAUGUAACUCUUUCGCCUCAUGUGGCAAUCGGCAAUGCGGAAUGGGUGGUCAAACAUCUUGUCACCCAAUUUUACGAUCCCGAGGUCACGGUCUGCCAGGUUGCCGUGAAAAUCCUAGAAGAAGCAUGCAAUCAAAGAGAUUAUCUCGAGUUCGUGGUCAAAUCUGGAUGGCCUCGAUUACAUCACUCAAGAGAUGGAUGACUGGUUCCUUGGUCGCAACGAUAGCUAUGUUGGUCUUGUUGAGGCUGCUCUUUCCCGAGCUUAUGUCGAACAACCACGACGUGGCAGCCUUGUCCCCGAGGAUUUGGUGGACAUCCAAGAUAUCGGGUUGGUACCACCGCAUUUAUACCGAGAACUUGCACGAACUGCCGAGGGGUACGAUUCGUGAUUUCAGGUUGGAUGAAGAAGACAAUGAAAUGCUUCUCAAAGCUAAAGGAUGUCUCUGGGCUGUCGGUAAUGUCGGCUCAAUGGAGCUUGGCGCACCAUUCUUAGCCGCCGAGAUCAUCCAACGGAUUGUGCAGAUAGCAACCAGUGCAGGAGUUCUCACUAUGCGAGGCACUGCUUUCUUCGUUUUGGGUUUGAUCUCUCGCAGUCGACACGGACUUCAAGUCCUGCGGGGUUUGGGCUGGGGUUCUGGUGUUGAUCAAAAGGGAGAUUCACUGGGACUUUGCCUCCCUACAGAUUUCCAAAACUUAUUCUUGAUUUCCUUCCCUGGCUUUGAUUACAGAUCGAAGCGAACUCCCAAGGAGAAACUCAAGGAAGCCACCACCGACUCCGAUUCCGCCAACUAA